AUGAAGGACGCUCGCCGUUCGCCGCCGCCGGCCAGAGACAAUCCCGAAACCACGCUCGCCAGCGCAACCACACCACCUAUAGCCCUUGUUUCGCAAAAGCACUCCACGGCUAUUCAGGAUCGGCGUAACGCCAGCCUUGAUAAAAGCGCUGCCCUUGAUACCCUGGCGACCGCGACAGCUGCAUUGCCACACCAGCCCACCGUCGCAUCAUCCCACCAGCCGCCACCGUGCCGACACCAACCGGGACCUUCGUCGUCGCCUCUUAGAGAACACGUCGAUGCUCUAAACUCCCCUUCGCAACAUGCUCGCAACAUUUGGCCUGCAGAGUCAAUAGCCGCAGCUGACCCAGAUUCCGGGUCUGAGCUUGAGCUCACCGACUUUGACAUGGUCAAAAAGAAGAAGUCUUUUCGCCUCGACAGGCGGCCGUCUUCGCGCCAGGACACCACGACCUAUGGCGCCGUGAGCCUCUCUCCGUACCAAAGCCAGUCACCAUCUGAAGCCGACUCCGAAGAAUACAGACCCCGCCCCAGCUAUGCUCGCGACACGAGCCGAAGCCAACGAUCGGCUAUUUCACGGUCAUCCUCCAGGGUCUCCGAGGACCUCGACGGCGCCAUCCUCGUCUCCGGAGUUGAAGGCCGUUUCGGUCUCGCCGAGACACCGCUCGUCGAUACAUUCAGCAACGGGAAGCCUGACGAGGAUAUCGAUGAAGAAGAAGCCUUCUCUGUCCAGGACGACACGUCGACCAUUGACGAAGAAGACGAAAACUCUCCACAUGAAGCCGUUCGAGCCUCUGUACCUCCCACUGACGAUACCACCUUGUCCAUAAAUACCCCGCGAAUGUGGUGCCUGUCUGUCAUCUUCUCAAUCUUGGGCUCAUCCACCAAUUUGUUCUUUUCUCUGAGAUACCCUAGUGUCGCCAUCACGCCCGUUAUUGCGCUGCUACUGGUGCACCCCCUUGGAUUGUUCUGGGAUGUGGCUCUCAAGCGAUCUUAUGAUCCUGAAGAAACAUUCGUUGAUGGCGUACGAUGCUCAGCUGUCCCCGACGAGAAUGAGCCGCCGGCGAGACGAACAAAGACUCUUCGCUCAUGGCGGCAAUGGUUCGCGCAGGGCCGCUGGAAUGAAAAGGAACACACCUGCGUUUACGUGAGCAGCAAUGUCGCCUUUGGCUUCGCCUUCGCUACCGAUGUCAUUGUCGAGCAGACGAAAUUCUAUAACCAGUCUGCGCCAAUUGCUUACCAGCUCCUGCUUACUAUUUCGACUCAAAUCCUCGGCUACGGCUUCGCAGGUAUGGCCCGCCGGUUUCUCGUCCGUCCGAGUGGCAUGAUCUGGCCGGGAACGUUGAUGUCUGCCGCCAUGUUCUCGACUCUUCACAAGCAAGAAAAUAAGCCCGCCAAUGGCUGGACAAUCAGUCGCUGGAAUUUCUUCUAUAUUGUCUGGAUAGGCGCCUUUGUGUUUUACUUCCUACCAGGGCUGCUGAUGCCAGCCCUCAGUUACUUUAGUGUGAUUACUUGGUUCGCACCCAAAAACGUCGUCAUUGCGAACCUCUUUGGCGUUACCUCUGGCCUUGGUCUAUUUCCCAUGACUUUUGACUGGGCUCAAAUCACAUACGUCGGCUCUCCUCUUCUUGUGCCGUUCUGGGCGGCCGUCAACGUAGUCGCCGGCCUCGUGGUUGUCAUGUGGUUUAUCGCACCUCUUUGCUACUAUGCUAAUGUUUUAUACUCGUCAUACAUGCCGAUUCUCUCUACCGCUGUUUUCGACAACAAGGGCAAAGUCUACGACGUCAGCAGGAUUCUUACAUCCGACUUCUUGUUCGACCGCGAAGCCUAUCGCAAUUACAGCCGAGUCUUUUUGCCCGUUACUUAUAUGCUGAGUUAUGGUGUACAGUUUGCCGGUCUUGCGGCGCUUCUCACUCAUACCAUGUGCUGGCAUGGCCGUGACAUCUGGCAUACAUGGAAACGAGCCCUCGCUGAAGCCCGUGAGGAAAACAAGGCCGCUUAUGAGCCCCUCUCGGGCGCGCCGACCGAAGACGGUGACGCAGAACCAGAUACCCUGUCACGCCGUGAGAGUCAUGGCGAUCGUUCCACGCACUCUGGCUAUGAUGACCUCCUUAGCCGAGAAGACAUCCACAGUCGGCUCAUGAAGCGCUACAAAGACGCGCCUCUAAGCUGGUACGUUCUUACGUUCCUCUCCAUGACGGCCGUCGGCAUCUUCAUUGUCGAAUACUACCCCAUCCAUUUACCCUGGUACGGACUGUUGCUGGCUCUCGCCAUUGGCGCCAUCUUCUUCAUCCCUAACGGCAUCAUCAUGGCCGUCACCAACCAGCACAGCAGCAUCUACCUCAUCUGUCAACUCAUCUGCGGUGUCGUCUUCCCGGGUCGCCCCAUAGCCAACAUGGUUUUUGUCACGUACGGCUACAUCUCCUCCGCGCAGGGCAUCAAGUUCGCCGCCGACCUCAAGCUCGGCCACUACAUGAAAAUUCCGCCUCGCAUCAUGUUCAUAGUACAAGUCGUCGCUACUUUUGUUUCGUCGGUCACGCAGAUCGGUGUUCUUAACUGGAUGUUUGUUAAUGUCCGUGGCAUCUGCACCGCCGAGGCCGUCAACGGCUUCACCUGCCCCAUUGCGCGCGUCCACUUCAACGGCUCCAUUCUCUGGGGCGUUGUCGGCCCCGGCGAGUUCUUCGGCCCCGGCGCCAUCUACCGCGCCCUCGUCUGGUGCUUCCCGCUGGGCGCGCUGCUGCCCAUCCCGCUCUGGCUCUACAGCCGCCGCCGCCGCGGCAGCAUCCUCCGCAAGGUCAACCUCCCCGUCAUCUUUGGCGCUAUGGCCUGGAUCCCUCCCGCCACUGGCCUUAACUUUUCCGUCUGGGCCCUCGUCUGCUACGUCUUCAACUACGUCAUCAAGCGCCGCGCGGGCCCUUGGUGGGCCAAGUACACCAUGACGCUCAGCGCCGCCCUCGACUCCGGCCUCGCCUUUGGCAUCGUCGUCGUCUUCUUCGGCUUCAUCUACCCAGGCUGGAUGGCCAACUUUCACUGGUGGGGCACGGAAGUCUACAAACAGGGCUGCGACUGGCAGGCCUGCUCGUACAAAACCGUGCCAGACGGGGGCCAUUUUGGACCGCCCGAGUGGUGA
Messenger RNA from Beauveria bassiana ARSEF 2860, 3126 nucleotides. Its product is annotated as OPT oligopeptide transporter. Gene Ontology annotation, molecular function: oligopeptide transmembrane transporter activity. The transcript has a single exon. Gene Ontology annotation, biological process: transmembrane transport. The coding region runs from base 1 to 3126 and encodes 1041 amino acids. The record is from RefSeq and is a predicted model, not a curated record. NCBI's taxonomy places the organism in Eukaryota, Fungi, Ascomycota, Sordariomycetes, Hypocreales, Cordycipitaceae.